AUGGGGAAAAAGGCUAUCCAGUUUGGCGGUGGAAACAUUGGCCGUGGCUUCGUGGCUGAGUUCCUCCACGCUGCCGGCUAUGAAGUCGUCUUCAUUGAUGUCAUGGAUAGCGUCAUCAACUCUUUGCAGCAGACCCCGUCGUACGAUGUCACGGAGGUCAGCGAAGAGGGUGAAAGCACCAAGACCAUCACCAACUAUCGCGCUAUCAACUCGAAGACGCAUGAGGCCGACGUUGUUCAGGAGAUCGCAUCGGCCGAUGUGGUUACCUGUGCUGUCGGCCCCAACAUCCUCAAGUUUAUCGCGCCAGUCAUUGCCAAGGGUAUUGAUGCGCGCACCGAAAAGAAGCCCGUGGCGGUGAUCGCCUGUGAGAACGCUAUCGGUGCUACGGAUACCUUGCACGGCUACAUCAAGCAGCACACCAGCCCUGACCGUUUGGAGACCCUCUCCGAGCGUGCCCGCUUUGCCAACUCGGCUAUUGACCGCAUUGUCCCCAACCAGCCCCCGAACAGUGGUCUCAAUGUUCGCAUCGAGAAGUUCUACGAGUGGGCCGUGGAGCAGACUCCUUUUGGCGAAUGGGGCCAUCCCGACAUCCCUGCCAUCCACUGGGUGGACCACCUCGAACCUUACAUUGAACGCAAGCUCUUCACCGUCAACACCGGUCAUGCUACCACGGCUUACUAUGCCCACAAACGUGGCAAGAAGAUGAUCGCUGAGGCCCUCGAAGACCCAGAGAUCCGCGAGACUGUGCACAAGGUGCUCGAGGAGACUGCCUCUCUCAUUACAGACAAGCAUGAGAUCUCAGAGCAGGAGCAGAAGGAGUACGUUGACAAGAUCGUCAGCCGUAUUUCCAACCCGUAUCUCGAGGACAACGUUGACCGUGUGGGACGUGCUCCUCUUCGCAAACUGUCUCGCAAGGAACGCUUCAUUGGGCCUGCCUCGCAGCUUGCAGAGCGUGGCAAGACGUUCGAUGCUCUGCUGGGCGCCAUUGAGAUGGCUCUUAGCUUCCAGGACGUCCCAGGCGAUGAGGAGAGUUCCGAGCUUGCUCAAAUUCUGAAGGAUAACUCGGCCGAGGACGCCACCUCCCAACUCACCGGUUUGGAGAAAGACCACCCACUUUAUUCUCAUGUGGUGAAGCGUGUUUCCACGGUCCAGCAAGGCGCCAAAUAA
Aspergillus bombycis is the source of this 1167-nucleotide messenger RNA. Its product is annotated as mannitol-1-phosphate 5-dehydrogenase. The coding region runs from base 1 to 1167 and encodes 388 amino acids. Lineage: Eukaryota; Fungi; Ascomycota; Eurotiomycetes; Eurotiales; Aspergillaceae. Gene Ontology annotation, molecular function: mannitol-1-phosphate 5-dehydrogenase activity. The transcript has a single exon. Gene Ontology annotation, biological process: mannitol catabolic process. Gene Ontology annotation, cellular component: cytosol. The record is from RefSeq and is a predicted model, not a curated record.